ACAUGUUAAACAGUGCACUAGACUGAUGGAUGUGGGGGACCCCCAAAUUGACUGCUCGCCUGGACCCCCAAAUGGUUAAGUUCGCCACUGCUCCCACCAAAUAAUUCAGAGCACCAAACAGUCUACACACCCAUAACAAAAUCAAAUGAUCCAACAUCAAAUUGGUAACACAUAUCUGCAAAUGGUAUUACACUGACAUGUGAAUUGUCUUAAUUGCCAAACAGUUUUAAUUUUGGACAUUGCUUUAUGUCCCCUUUAAUUCUUACCCCACUCACAGAUAUGCAAAAGGUCUUGUGGGUCGUGCGAAUAUGACGCAUUGCAAAGUUAAUAUUAUUCCUGAGGUUGUAAGCUCCAGCCCGUCCACUGAAAAGUUUUCUGGUAAAAGAUUAUUUCUGGCUUUAAACAUUAUUUGUGCUGUAGCAUACUCUACAAUGUCAGUAUAUUUCAAUAAUUUUGACUGCAAGAAUAAUGAAUUUGUGUAUUAUCACAGCUCUUUUUCAUUUUGGAUUUUAGGACUAUUGUGCGUGUUACUGAAUAGUACAACCAAUUUCCCAAUUUAAAAAAGGUAGCCCUAAAAUAAAAAAGAACAGAACAUUUAAGCCACAUUACCUUUUUUUUAACAGAUUUUAAUAUUUGAUAUUAAUAAUAUUUGUGCUGAAUUUUAUGCUAGGGAAAAGUGAUAUAACUGACUGAGACCACUGAUAAUAACUCUGUGCACAGCAUUCGACAGCACAUCUAUACAGCGAGUAGCAGACCUCGCAGACAGGGACCCUGUUUCACAGAGGCAAUGGUACCAUCCAUUGACUUGCUGUUUAGUAUUAUAUUCUUUACACGUAGCGACAGCGUCAGUGCAGAUAAGACACACCGGCUUUCCAUUCAUGAAUCCAGGUAGGAUGACGCAUACUUGUCUCUCCAUUCUUCGAUUAAUGUCCCAUUUUGGCUGUCAACUUUCCUUUUUAGACUUUUGGAGAGUGACAUUUACAGGUUUAAUGUUUAGCUAAUUUCACUCUGCACACAAACUAAUAUUGUACCUUCUGCACACAAACAAUUUUUAAAAAUUGCUACACUGUACGUGAGGAGUGGAGUCACCAAUACCAAGAAAUAAUUCUGGAGUUAAAGUAUAUUAAAUAAUUAUUAGAAAAAGUUAGGCUCUGCUACAUGAUCAGUCGUUUUGUUUUGUGUGUAAAAAAAAAAAAAAAAGGAGCAGUCACUUUCAAAAUUAAAAUCAUAGGCUACGUUUUUAUUAAUCAAAUUAUCAAAAGGGGAAAUAAAACCAAGCUCAUUAAGAGCAUUUCAUGACUCAAUUCUGUAUAUGAAAUUUCUGAUUUAAUUUCAUAAUGGGUCUAUCCAUGUCCUCUGUUAUUUCUUGAGUUAUUUUUAUGCACUCUCUGCAUAUCCCACACACGCGUGUCCUGUAAGGCAGUCUGUUGCAGAUUUCAGUUGUUUUUUUAUCAAUUAAUUUAUUAAAUUAGCCUUUGAUUAUGUUCUGGCCCGCCAUCUAAUUUCUGAGAAGAAAAUUGGCCCGAGGGCAAACUUACUUGCAGACCCCUGCUGUACAUGCUCACAGCUGUUUUCUGUAGUGCAGUGCCCCCUGUGCCCUCGGCGCUGCAGUGGGUGUUAAUAGUAAACAGUGUAGGAGAGCUUCAGAUAGCCUCCGCCACUGUUUUUACGAGAUAAACUCUUAUCUCCUUUAAGCAGAUGGAUUUCCUUCGUGUCAAAUGCGACCGUGCAGUGUUAUUGGUGCGUUUCUCACACUGACGCUGCUCUGCACUGGCUGUGCGAUUACACCUCAGUUACAAAACGGAAGAACUUCUGAAAUGCUUUGAAGCUCAAAUGCAACAUUGGAACUAAAGCAGUGAAUAUUUAACGAGAUUUAAAGGAUGAUCGGCACCACAAGAGGAAACUCUGAAGCUGGUCUGACACUAAAAGGGUCCAGUGUGUAGGACUUGUGCUGCAUUCACACGCCAUCAGAGAGACAACAGACGGCAAACUGCAUAUUAUUUUAGUGGAUGAGAGCAGGAAAAAAACUAAGGAUGCUCUCCGGUUUAAAGAUUGCUGUCUUCCUUGUCUGGGCCACAUCAAGCACACAAACUACUGCUCAGCCCUGCCUAUGUUCAGCCCUCCAGCCUGCUAGUCUGCAGGUCAACUGCAGCUCUUUAGAGCUGGUGCAGCUGCCUCAUCUGCCCUCAGACACCACAGAGCUCCACGUGCAGAACAACCGGCUCACCUCGGUGCCCCCAGGCCUGUUUGACAAGCUGGUUGGUCUGAAAAAGGUCUCACUAUCUGGGAACCCCUUCCACUGUGACUGCAAUAUCCAGUACCUGAGGAACUGGUUGCUGACGACGAGGGCUGUUGUCUCCGAGGAGCCCACCUGUGCCAGCCCGAGCUCUGUUGCUCAGAGAGCCAUCACUGAACUCAGCGAUGACUACUUUUCUUCCUGUGCACUCGCUACCUGUACUGAUGGAACGUUUGACACCGUAAUGGGAGUGAUGCUGUGCUGUCUCAUUGUUCUGCUUUUGUGGAGCUUGAGGCUUGCCAAAACAUCCACUUUUAUUCUGUACAUCGAUGAGAGACAUUCGGGAUUCCAGGCCGACUCUUUGCGCUCACUGAAGCCCAAGCACAGGAGGAGGCUACACACUGCACAGCCCGAUUCUCUCACUUUCGAGGGGGAUGAAGAGAAGCCUCCUUUCAACAUGGAGUUACUGCCACAAGUACUGGAUGUGUUGCAAAAGAAGCACAAUAUAAAAAUAAAGGCUACCUGAGGGACCUACUACAGUGGAAUUACAAAAACACUGAAAAAAAACAAAGUGGCAAAUAGUGUAGUAGCGCUGCAAAGGAUUUCUUGUUUUUUGAAAUAAAGUUAUUUUUAAGGCUAAACCACAA
Messenger RNA from Plectropomus leopardus (leopard coralgrouper), 2883 nucleotides. RefSeq names its product glycoprotein IX platelet (gene gp9). The record is from RefSeq and is a predicted model, not a curated record. Lineage: Eukaryota; Metazoa; Chordata; Actinopteri; Perciformes; Serranidae.